Chanos chanos (milkfish) is the source of this 911-nucleotide messenger RNA. RefSeq lists its product as uncharacterized. Lineage: Eukaryota; Metazoa; Chordata; Actinopteri; Gonorynchiformes; Chanidae. Bases 94 to 819 code for a protein of 241 amino acids. Gene Ontology annotation, molecular function: catalytic activity. The transcript is spliced from 6 exons. The record is from RefSeq and is a predicted model, not a curated record. Gene Ontology annotation, biological process: DNA repair.
UUAACACGAAACUGAGUGAAGCUACAGGAGUUAAAGCAGACCCCCGAACAGCGCCUGUGUCGGUCAGGAGAAGGUGGUCUCAUUUAAACUGUCAUGCCUGUGGUGGCCCUGUAUCCCUGUGAGGACCCCGCCGUGUGGAGAGCCGUCUAUGGGAAGUACUGGGCGGUGGUGGAAGCAAAGGCUGCUGGGAAAGGAAAGAGCGGGAAGAAGUUGCUGGAUUUGGAUAAAUGGUUUCAGGAGGAGCUCCCUGUAGUUAUCUCCCAAAGACCAGAACGCUUCCUCAACCAAUCAGAACUCGUCAAAGUCAUGGAGUGGAAACUGACUAGGGGGAAGUUCCGCCCAAGGCUACAGCAACUGGUUGGCUCUAACAGUGAGGAGGCAGUGCACAGCUCCACCAGUAAAGCUUUCAGGCUGCUGCCUGAUGUCCAGUCAGCAAUCACAGAGCUUAGCACACUCAAAGGACUGGGACCAGCUACAGCCUCCGCGGUGUUGUCUGCAGGGGCCCCAGACCAGGCUGUGUUUAUGGCUGAUGAAGCAGUUGAGAGCAUUGCUGAGCUGAGACCAGUUCAGUACACAGCCAAACAUUACAACCUUUUCCUACAGAAAGUGCAACAAAAAACACACCAACUCAACCAAGUGGACAGCCAGUCAGACUGGACUCCUCACAGGGUGGGCCUUUGUCUCUGGGCAUGGGCAGUAGCCAAUCAGCUUCAGCCUUCCCUCCUGCAGGACUUGGACUUUACCAGUGUGACCAAUGAGAAGCCAGUCGAGAGCACGCCAGCCACUGAGCAGCCAGCUAAGAGACAGAAGACAGCAUAACAGUCUCCUAUGACUGACAGAUGUCUGUCUACAUGCUGUUAUUUCAGUCUACCUAUGAGUCUGCCGUUAAAGGCCUGAACUCUCUCACACAC